Paralichthys olivaceus (Japanese flounder) is the source of this 986-nucleotide messenger RNA. NCBI's taxonomy places the organism in Eukaryota, Metazoa, Chordata, Actinopteri, Pleuronectiformes, Paralichthyidae. The record is from RefSeq and is a predicted model, not a curated record.
UUUUAAUAUCCCUGUGUUUUAUUGUGACAGCGAGGACAGGAAGUCCCGGUGUGUUGCUCUACUCUGUUUGCCGGGGACGCUCCGGGCUCAGAUACCGAUCAGCGGUUGUCUCUGACAGGACAGCCGAGCCCGAACGCUCCGCUCGGGGGUGGGGAUGCUCCGUUACGCACCGACGCCUCUGGAGGUGGUGUUUACGCGGGCGACUUCUGCAUGAGUGACCCGGUUACAGACGAGAUGUCUUCGUCCCCCGUGGAGUGAGUGAGUGUCCGGAGCGGCUGAAGUUUAGAAAGUGGACGUGUCGCGGUGCAGGACGAGGCCGGAGUGCGGGACACGAACCGGAGCUCCGCGCGUCUGGAGAGGAGCCGGAGCGCAGGAUGAGACGCGGGGAAGAGAAGCACGACUCGGACAUCACAUCGCCGUCUUCGUGAUUCACAGUUUCCCACCAUGGAGGAGAAGUUCAACCGACUCAUCUUCAUCCCCAUCGCGGCGGUGCUCUUCCUCAUGAUCGGGUACCAGUACGUGUGCCCGGCGGACUCCAACACCUGCUACUUCAGGAGCGAGGACCAGGGGCUGGUCCAGCGCUACUCGUCCGGGUUCGAGUUAGUUUACCCGGAGCCGGACGGGGACGAGGACCUGCCCUCUAAAAUCACCGCCAGAUUCAACUUCACGGAGCGGGACCUGGACCGACACGUCGACUUCAACAUCCGAGGAGACGACGUGAUGGUGUUCCUCCACAUCCAGAAGACCGGCGGCACCACGUUUGGGCGGCACCUGGUGAAGAACAUCCAGCUGGAGCAGCCCUGCGACUGCCUGCCCGGCCAGAGGAAGUGCACCUGUCACCGGCCGGGGAGGGCCGAGUCGUGGCUCUUCUCCCGGUUCUCCACCGGCUGGAGCUGCGGGCUGCACGCGGACUGGACCGAGCUGACGAGCUGCGUCCCGGUGGUGAUGAACAAGAGGGACAAGAAGAGCGCCCAGAGGAGGAAGAG